Beta vulgaris subsp. vulgaris (sugar beet) is the source of this 1964-nucleotide messenger RNA. RefSeq names its product laccase-11. Gene Ontology annotation, cellular component: apoplast. Bases 71 to 1771 code for a protein of 566 amino acids. The transcript is spliced from 6 exons. NCBI's taxonomy places the organism in Eukaryota, Viridiplantae, Streptophyta, Magnoliopsida, Caryophyllales, Amaranthaceae. The record is from RefSeq and is a predicted model, not a curated record. Gene Ontology annotation, molecular function: hydroquinone:oxygen oxidoreductase activity; copper ion binding. Gene Ontology annotation, biological process: lignin catabolic process.
UUUCAUCUAUCUCCCUCUUUCUCUAUAUAUUCAACUGAUCAAGGUAUAUCUCUCGAUCAAGCUCAUAAAAAUGUCGUCUUCGAGUUCGAGCCAUUAUUACCUUGCUUACAAAUGCCUCAUUUUCAUCUUCCUUGCUAUAUACUUCCUUCCAUCACAUGCAGCUGUGAAGAACUAUCAAUUUGACAUUGAAGUGAAGAAUGUGAGUAGGCUAUGCCAUGCAAAGCCUAUAGUAACCGUGAAUGGUAUGUAUCCUGGACCAACAAUUUAUGCUAGAGAAGGCGAUAGAGUCAUGAUUAACGUUACUAAUCAUGCACAAUAUAACAUGUCAAUUCAUUGGCAUGGACUAAAACAAUAUCGAAAUGGUUGGGCUGAUGGACCAGCAUACAUAACUCAAUGUCCAAUUCAGACAGGAAAUAGUUAUACCUAUGAUUUCAAUGUUACUGGACAAAGAGGAACACUAUGGUGGCAUGCACAUAUAUCAUGGCUAAGGGCGACAGUUUAUGGCGCGAUUGUUAUCAUGCCGAAAGAAGGGACUCCAUAUCCAUUUCCUCAACCUCACAUGGAAGCCAACAUAAUCUUAGGGGAAUGGUGGAAUGGUGAUGUUGAGACGAUUGUCAAACAAGGUGAUCAGUUGGGUAUACCACCAAACAUGUCAGAUGCUCAUACCAUCAAUGGAAAGCCAGGACCCUUGUUCCCUUGCUCGGAGAAGCACACUUAUGCAUUGGAGGUUGAACAAGGAAAGACCUACCUCCUUCGGAUCAUCAAUGCUGCACUCAAUGACGAGCUAUUCAUCGGAAUCGCAGGCCACACCAUGACUGUGGUAGAAAUAGAUGCAGUCUAUGUCAAACCAUUCACAACCAAGACUAUCCUCAUAGCUCCAGGCCAAACCACAAAUGUGUUGGUUCGAGCAGAUCAAAUUCCUAAUCGUUACUUCAUGGCCACAAGAACAUUCAUGGACGUACCUAUCCCAGUAGAUAACAAAACUGCCACAGCAAUCUUCCAAUAUAAAGGCAUCCCAAACUCCGUCAUACCUUCCUUCCCUCAACUUCCUGCACCAAAUGACACCUUAUUCGCGCUAUCUUACAACAGGAAGCUUAGAAGCUUAAACACUCCUCAAUUUCCUGCCAAAGUACCCUUAAAAGUUGAUAGAAAACUCUUUUUUACCAUUGGAUUAGGUGCAAAUCCUUGCGCUACUUGCCUAAAUGGAACUCGUUUUACAGCUUCAUUGAACAAUAUUACCUUUGUUAUGCCAAAAACUGCGCUCUUACAAGCUCAUUACUUCAACAUGUCUGGUGUGUUUCAUGCUGAUUUUCCUGACAAGCCUCCUACUGCCUUCAACUACACAGGGGCUCCAUUGACGGCUAAUCUUAGGACGAGCCUUACAACGAGGCCAAGGCUUAGUAAGAUUGCUUUUAACUCCACUGUUGAGCUGGUUUUGCAAGACACAAAUUUGCUAUCAGUAGAGUCUCACCCUUUUCAUCUUCAUGGAUAUAACUUUUUUGUGGUUGGUACUGGGGUUGGUAACUUUGAUACACUUAGAGACCCGGCUAAGUUUAACUUGAUUGACCCUCCUGAGAGAAAUACUGUCGGAGUUCCUACCGGAGGCUGGACUGCUAUCAGAUUCAGAGCCGAUAACCCAGGAGUAUGGUUCAUGCAUUGUCAUUUGGAGCUUCAUACAGGUUGGGGAUUGAAGGUGGCAUUUGAGGUUGAAAAUGGGCCUGGACCCGAGUAUUCUAUAUUGCCUCCACCAAAGGAUCUUCCACCUUGCUAAUUCUAGACUGUGUAAAAUGACUUUAUUGUCAUUAAUUGAUCAUUUUUCCCCCUUUUUUUCUUCUUUCUGGUUGUAAAAGUUGUAGGUAAUGAUUGAGAUUUGAGUUUCGAGAGAAAAAAAUAUUGCAAAUUUGUGCAUAAUGUACUACAAUUUGUAAAAUUCUUUCAAGUAUAUAAUAAAAUUUUCAAGUUUA